UAUAGAUGCAAUAACUGAAAAAUAUGAAAAGAUAUUGAUAUUGUUGGAGAAAAAGACAAGGUCGUGUAAUCUUCACCCAUUUUUCAAGUUUUAGUUUUGAAGAUGUGUGUAUGAGUUGUAUUGUAUAUCUUUGUUAUUUAUUUAUUUAUUUAUUUUUUGAGAUUUUGAUAAUAUAAAUUUAAAGUUGUUUGUUUGUAUGGGAAACCAAACAAGCCCUUAUCAGACUCCAAUUCUAUCACAGAGCCAAGGAAAAAGACAGACAAAGGUGACGAGAGAGAGACCCUCCUAUCUCAAAACUUUUUGAGUUUGCGGCUUUCGAGGCCAAUUGCUUGGCACUCUUUUCGUAUAAAAGAUGAGUACUUUGGAUGCCACCAGAGCUGAACUUGGUCUUGUAGUUCUGUACCUGAAUAAGGCUGAGGCCAGGGACAAGAUAUGCAGGGCCAUACAAUAUGGUUCAAAAUUCUUGAGUAAUGGACAACCUGGUACAGCGCAAAAUGUCGACAAAUCGACUAGCUUGGCAAGGAAAGUUUUCCGUCUUUUUAAGUUUGUCAAUGAUUUGCAUGCUCUUAUUAGUCCAACUCCUCAAGGAACUCCUCUUCCACUUAUUCUGCUUGGAAAGUCCAAAAAUGCGUUGCUAUCAACUUUUCUAUUUCUUGAUCAAAUUGUCUGGCUUGGUAGAUCAGGAAUCUAUAAGAACAAGGAACGUGCUGAGUUGAUUGGCCGGAUAUCUCUUUUCUGCUGGAUGGGGUCUUCAAUUUGCACCACUUUAUCGGAGCUUGGGGAGAUUGGAAGGCUUUCUGGGUCAAUGAAAAAGUUGGAGAAGGAUCUUAAGGGCAGUGAUAAAUAUGAAAAUGAGCAGUACCGUGCUAAACUCAAGAAAUCAAAUGAGAGAACACUGUCUCUGAUUAAAGCAUCCAUAGAUAUAGUGGUAGCUGCAGGGCUGCUUCAGUUGUCCCCAAAGAAAAUUACCCCACGAGUUACUGGAGCCUUCGGAUUCACCAGCUCUCUCAUCUCUUGUUAUCAGUUGCUUCCAUCACCAGCAGCAAAGUCCAAGGCAGCCUAGAGAGCCAUUCUAUUGUGCUGAAAGCUUCUACAGUCGUAAUAAUUAUUUAGUGUGAUACAAAAUCCAUGGCAAUGGAAAGCCUUUAAAUAAAGACUUGUGAAAUUGGGCUUUCAUUAUAUUCUGUUCCAUACUGCUCUUCUUACUGUAGCAAUAAUAAAUGUUGUUUCUGUGGUCAAUAGUAUUUAGUAAUUAGGUGGAGGAAAAGUACUCACUCAAUACUUGGGUAGUUUAUUCUAAUGGUAAAUGUAUGGGCCAAACCCAUUUCGAUUUUAUUACAGAUGAUUAAAUCCCGAGUAUGCUUUCGUUUGUGGAAUUUACAGAUCAAAGGCACAUGUUUCCUCAAAUUUAAUGUAAUUCAAUAUGCAAUUGCUCUA
Molecule: messenger RNA, 1437 nt
Organism: Cannabis sativa
Lineage: Eukaryota; Viridiplantae; Streptophyta; Magnoliopsida; Rosales; Cannabaceae
Product: peroxisomal membrane protein 11C
Exons: 8
Coding region: 353-1063 (236 amino acids)
Biological process (GO): peroxisome fission; regulation of peroxisome size
Cellular component (GO): peroxisomal membrane
Source: RefSeq, a predicted model, not a curated record